CGCAGCGCGCCAUCGCGAUACACUGCGGUGAUGAGCAAUGGGUCCGUGGUGCGGCUGCAGCUCGCCGAUCCAGGCGACGGCUACCUGCUGUGGCAGGCCAACACCGUGGCACCCCUGUUACCUCUCGACGAGCUUAUCCCCACGGAGGAGCGCGUCGCCGUCAUAAAGGUCGACGUGGCUGGCGCGCAGUUCCAGUACGAGGUGCUGCUCGGGCUGCUGCAGACCAUCGGCCGGGACCGACCGGUCAUCGGGUACGAGGAGGUUGGCGUCCGCCUCGAGAAGCAUGGCGACCCGAGCCACUACCUGAAGCAGCUCGGCUACGCCUGCCACCCGCACGGCGAGAACAAACACCAGCGGGUCUGCUUACACGCGGAGUCUACGUCCAGAUCGCCCUAGAGUCGCCCUAGAGCCUGCCUAGAGCCUAGUGAAUCACUACCCGGUACUAGUGUAUGUUCCGUGUGAGUCAGGAGAGAGAGACUACUAGUUCGCCCUACGUGCACGACGAGUUCUUCAGGGGACAGGGGCAAGGUACGCAACGAAUGGCUGGCUAUACUGCCGUACAAUGAGCGAGUGACGGAUAAAGUCGUGUGAAAGAGCUGUGAAAGCGAAAGUAUCG
Emiliania huxleyi CCMP1516 is the source of this 616-nucleotide messenger RNA. RefSeq lists its product as hypothetical. The annotation marks the transcript as partial. The record is from RefSeq and is a predicted model, not a curated record. NCBI's taxonomy places the organism in Eukaryota, Haptophyta, Isochrysidales, Noelaerhabdaceae. The transcript is spliced from 2 exons.